GAAACAAGAAAUAAAAGGGUUUUUGAUUCCAUCAGCAGAGAGACAGAGAGAGAAAGAGAGAAACGAGAAACGCAAACCAAAGAGGUCUCACUCUUCCGCUCACAUUUCUCAAAUUCAUACUCAUACUCGUUCUCGCAGUAACCAUGGCUGAUGAACCACAAAAUGAUAUGAAGGAGGAGGUUGCAGAGAUUACCCCAUUUGAUCCUAGUAAGAAGAAGAAGAAAAAGAAAACUACAAUCAUAGAUCCUGCAGAUGAUCUGGACAAGUUGGCUGAGAAGACUGAAAAUUUAACAGUGGCUGAAGGCGUUGAGAGUACAUUUGCUGGUUUGAAAAAGAAGAAGAAGAAGCCUGUUGAAAUCAGCAACUUAAAUGAAGAGAGUGGAGAUGCAGUUGAAGAUUUGGAUGAUGCUGCUGAACAAGAUGAAGGAGACCCAAUUUCCUUGCAGCCUCGUUAUCCUUGGGAAGGGAGUGACCGUGAUUAUCAAUAUGAGGAGCUUCUUGGCAGGGUGUUCAACAUUCUACGUGAGAAUAAUCCGGAACUUGCCGGCGACAGGCGGAGAACUGUUAUGAGACCUCCACAGGUUCUUCGUGAGGGCACGAAGAAAACUGUUUUUGUGAAUUUUAUGGACCUAUGCAAAACGAUGCAUCGACAGCCAGACCAUGUUAUGGCUUUCUUGCUUGCUGAACUGGGUACAAGUGGCUCUUUGGAUGGACAGCAAAGACUGGUUGUGAAGGGAAGAUUUGCACCAAAGAACUUUGAAGGAAUUCUGCGACGAUAUAUCAAUGAAUAUGUCAUUUGCCUUGGGUGUAAAAGUCCUGACACAAUACUUUCUAAGGAGAAUCGUCUGUUCUUCCUUCGAUGUGAGAAGUGUGGAUCUGGAAGAUCAGUUGCUCCGAUCAAGGCUGGUUUCGUGGCUCGUGUUGGCCGUAGGAAUGCGGGCACAUGAUUUGAUCUGAUACAUAUAUGUAGACUGGCCGGGAAAAUGAUACCUUGUCCCAAAAUUUUUUGGCUAUGUAUGAUGGAUUCUUUACUUCCGUUGAGGUUAAUAGGGUUGUUUCUCUUUCCGGGGUUUAAACGUUAUAUCAUGAUCUUUAGAGAAUGAUGCAUAACUAGUCUUGUCUCUUGUUUUGAGCUUGGACUACUUAUUUUUGCCGAUUAAACGAAAA
Arachis stenosperma is the source of this 1167-nucleotide messenger RNA. RefSeq names its product eukaryotic translation initiation factor 2 subunit beta-like. The record is from RefSeq and is a predicted model, not a curated record. The transcript is spliced from 10 exons. The coding region runs from base 144 to 947 and encodes 267 amino acids. Gene Ontology annotation, biological process: formation of cytoplasmic translation initiation complex; translational initiation; formation of translation preinitiation complex. Gene Ontology annotation, cellular component: eukaryotic translation initiation factor 2 complex. Gene Ontology annotation, molecular function: translation initiation factor binding; translation initiation factor activity; mRNA binding. Lineage: Eukaryota; Viridiplantae; Streptophyta; Magnoliopsida; Fabales; Fabaceae.